GCUGUAUGAUGAACAAAGUUUCAUUAUUUCUAGCUGUUUUGUUCACUGCAACAACAUGAGGAUCCUUCAGCUUCAACUCUAUGUAUUAAUGUGUUCUGAAGCUGCAGUGUCAGAUCUACUGACUGAUUUGGGAUCAAAUGUGACCAUAAACUGUGAUCUUGAUGAAAAUGAUGUUUACUGGAUUUUACUGAAAACAGCAGAUCCUCCAACAGUGAUUCUACGAUCAUUUCCAACACCAAAAUCACCUUUUUACCCUAAUAAAACAUUCAGAAAGAAAUAUUCAGUGCAGUUUAAACAUCGUCUGGUUAUUAAUAAUGUGACUGUUGAUGAAUUAGGAGUUUAUUACUGUAUGAACACAGAAACACCUCCAAAACUCAGCAACAGCACCAGAAUAUAUUUCAAUGAAUCAACUCAACUAACUGAGUGUCACAAUCAUACAGCGCUGGAGUUUAUUGAUCAGAAUCAAACACAAUGGAAGAUUAUUAGCAUCAUAUCGGCUCUGAUGAACGGGCUUCUGAUUAUUGUGCUGAUUGGACUAUUAAAAGUUUUUGUAUUUGGGAACAGAAGGUCUACAGAUCGAACACAACAACUCAACGCUGAUCUACAAACGACACAAGUUGCAGAACAGCAUCAGGAUCCACAGCAAUUACAGUACGCUGAGGUGGAUUUUUCCAAGCUCCGUAGAAAUAUUCGGUCCAGCCAAAUCAACAGCACCUAUGCUGCUCUAAAGCCACCAAAACCAUAAACACAUGUAUCAGCCAUUCUCUUUUUUCUACUUUUUUAUGUUGAUGUAAAUCUGAAAUGUCUAAUCACAAACUAUUUGGUAGACAGAAUUAACCAGCAAAACAAUAACCAGACUGUUUUCAAACUGGGUUCAUGAAAAAGAUAAGCUUGUGAAUGCGCCUUUGUUUUUUGUUUUUGUUUUUUGGAUUUUUUUUUUUAAAUUAACCCAUAAGAACCCGGACCAAUUUCUAAUUAUAGGAAAAUUAUGGGGCAUAUAAAACAGACCAAAUGAACCGCUUGUAACAUGUUUCUGCAGUUGUUUUUGAAAUACAACCCCUCCUUGUGAAAGAUCCAUAAUGUUACAUAUAUAUGACAUUGGGCGUUUAUUUCUCAAUAUUUCUCUUUUUUAUGUUUAUUUGCUUUUCCACAGCAUAUAUCAAAAUUAUUACUUUUAUGGGAAGAUAAAACAAAAACAUUUUCCAGAAGUAAUACAGUUUUUGCAUUGUAACAUAUUUCAAAACCACAUAACUGUGACCAUUACAUUUUACAACAACUCUUUUGUAACAUAUCAAAAUUCUACCUUUUCAGGUAUGUGGUUUAACCAGAAAUUAAUUUUUAGAUUUUUUUUUUUCACAA
Messenger RNA from Onychostoma macrolepis, 1359 nucleotides. RefSeq lists its product as uncharacterized. NCBI's taxonomy places the organism in Eukaryota, Metazoa, Chordata, Actinopteri, Cypriniformes, Cyprinidae. The transcript has 5 exons. The coding region runs from base 56 to 745 and encodes 229 amino acids. The record is from RefSeq and is a predicted model, not a curated record.